AUGGGAGGUUGGGGUUGUUUUGGGUGGGGGGUGUUUGGUGAAGGUGGGUCACAAAAACGAUUCCCCGGGAGCAGGAACGAAAGCCUUCUGCAGUCCGUCAGCCCCGCGUUCCACAGUAAGAGCUGGGAACUCACCGUAUCGACCCGGGUACAGCACAUCGAGGGGCUCACCUACUCCCCGCCUCCUACUGGGUUUUUGGGGAAUCAGCUGGUGAGUGCAGCGCUAGUAUUCAGUUGGGGGGUCGAGUGCCCUGUCUUUUGCUUUCGAGUCACCACCGCUUGGAUGAGGGGAAUGCGGUCGAGGGUGGGCGAGUUAGAUCUUACCCUAGUAUGCUUAGGCGGUGAUCCACGGGUCGCGCCGUCGCGCACUGUGGAGGAGUCGGUGCGCGUUUGCCAGGGACAAUAA
Messenger RNA from Knipowitschia caucasica, 405 nucleotides. The record is from the annotation of a GenBank genome assembly. Lineage: Eukaryota; Metazoa; Chordata; Actinopteri; Gobiiformes; Gobiidae.